Molecule: messenger RNA, 885 nt
Organism: Rhagoletis pomonella (apple maggot)
Lineage: Eukaryota; Metazoa; Arthropoda; Insecta; Diptera; Tephritidae
Product: ADP-ribosylation factor 6-like
Biological process (GO): intracellular protein transport; vesicle-mediated transport
Cellular component (GO): cytoplasm
Molecular function (GO): GTP binding; GTPase activity
Source: RefSeq, a predicted model, not a curated record
GUUCCCAUUUCAUAAUGUCAUAUUUUAUGGUCAUAUAAAGGCGUGUGACGGAAAUAUGUGGUUUUUCUAAUAAAAAUGAAUUUCUGGUAGUGUUGUAAAUGUAAAAGAAAUUUUUAUGAAUGAAUUCAAAGUCUUAAUGUGUAAUGUAAUAUUGAGAAUAUGGGACAGGCCAUAUAUUUUUAAUUUGGCGAUCACUCUGGAGUCUGAAGUGACGUGUAAAUCACCCGUGGCUUUUAAGAUCGCUUUGCUGUAUUAAGAGGUGAAAUUUGUUUUAUCAGUCCAGUAAUUAAAAUCAUAGUUUUGAUAAUUUAUAAUGCAUCACAGCCGGAAAUGCUUUCAUGUAAAAAAUCGCAGCUCAAAUUAAGCAAAACAGCACAAUGGUAAUUUCUCGACAUCUUGAACAACUGGGAGACAGAAUAACUUGGUGACACAGUGAGCCACAGUCAAACAAUUCUGUAUAAGCUUAAAUUGGGGCAGUCUGUUACCACAAUUCCAACGGUAGGGUUUAACGUCGAGACGGUAACCUACAAAAAUGUUAAAUUCAACGUUUGGGACGUAGGCGGUCAAGAUAAAAUUCGGCCUUUAUGGCGACAUUACUACACAGGUACGCAAGGCUUAAUAUUUGUAGUUGACUGCGCUGAUCGCGACCGAAUAGACGAAGCGCGAACGGAACUCCACAGAAUAAUAAAUGAUAGAGAAAUGAGAGACGCAAUUAUUCUGAUUUUUGCCAACAAGCAGGAUCUUGCAGAUGGUAUGAUUCUUAACUUAUACUUUACCAGUUUACAGCACAACCAUCCAAUUCCUUUCUAAAUCGAUUGGUAGCCCCGAUGUAGCGAUGUAAAAAUGCAUUGCUAUGAUUUAUAAACAUCGAUAAAAACGGUACGG